AUGCAGCGAGCAGCCGCAUUCCGCGCCCCCUCCGGCGCCCGCGUCCUCGUCCGGCGGCGCCAAGCACGCAACCAGGAGCCACAAGCUGGCGCUCGCAAAGCUCUGCUUCCUCUGCGCAGCCCCCCCCACCGCAGUUGCCCUCCGCGAGGAUCUGUGACGCCGCGCGCUCCGCUCCGCCGGCCCCUGCGCCGCCCGCCUGCGCCCAGCGCCAGCUCCGGCGACUCAGCACCGAGUGAGCCGAUCCAGGAAUCACCAAUCGCCAGGGCGUGUGCGACAUUCUCGAACCUCUUCCCCCUAUGGGUCGCAAUCGGCGCCGUGGCGGGCGUCGCGAGCCCGCAGUCCUUCGAAUGGUUCAAGGGCCCGCUCGUCGUGUGGGGACUCGCGUUCACGAUGCUCGGCAUGGGCCUGACGCUGACGCUCGAGGACUUCGCGCGCGUCGCGCGGGACCGCGUGCGCGUCGCCGCCGGCGCGGCGCUGCAGUUCACCAUCAUGCCCGCCGCGGGGCUGGCCUUUGCGAGACUGUUCGGGCUUGACCCGUGGAUCGCGGCCGGCAUGGUCCUCGUGGCGUGCUGCCCCGGCGGAACCGCGAGCAACGUCGUGACGUUCAUCGCCGGCGCCGACGUGCCACUGUCGGUGGCGAUGACGUCGUGCUCCACGGUCAGCGCGACCGUCAUGACGCCGCUCCUCACGAAGCUCCUCGCCGGCACGAUUGUCCCCGUCGACGCGGUGGCGUUGUUUCGAGAUAUCGUCGGGAUCGUCAUCCUCCCCGUCCUCGCCGGCGCCGCGCUCAACACGCUCGCGCCGCGCGCCGUGCAGCGCGUGCAGGCCUUCGCGCCCGCCGUCGCCGUCCUGACCGUCGCGCUGAUCACCACCUCCACGAUUGCCCGCUCGGCUCCCGGCGCCCUCGCCGCGGGGCCCGCGCUGCUCGCGGCCCUCUUCUGUCUGCACGCCAGCGGGUUCGCUCUGGGGUAUUUCCUGAGCCGGAAGGCGUUCAGGUUCGGCGAGGAGGCGUCGCGGACGAUCUCGAUUGAGGUGGGGAUGCAGAACAGCACGCUCGGGGCCGUGCUGGCGGCCGUGCACCUGCACCCGCUCGCGGCGGUGCCGUGCGCGCUCAGCGCGUGCAUGCACAGCAUGAUGGGCUCCGCGCUCGCGGGGCUGUGGCGCUGGUCGGACGGAAGGAAAAAGGGACGAGGGGGCGGGGGGGGUGUUGUGGCCGCGUAG
Messenger RNA from Pedinophyceae sp. YPF-701, 1221 nucleotides. The record is from the annotation of a GenBank genome assembly. NCBI's taxonomy places the organism in Eukaryota, Viridiplantae, Chlorophyta, Pedinophyceae.